Molecule: messenger RNA, 906 nt
Organism: Gaeumannomyces tritici R3-111a-1
Lineage: Eukaryota; Fungi; Ascomycota; Sordariomycetes; Magnaporthales; Magnaporthaceae
Product: glycosyl hydrolase
Exons: 4
Coding region: 1-906 (301 amino acids)
Biological process (GO): glucan catabolic process
Molecular function (GO): hydrolase activity, hydrolyzing O-glycosyl compounds
Source: RefSeq, a predicted model, not a curated record
AUGAUUUCUAACCCCCUGACUACAGACUCGGGAGCCAAGUUCUUUGACAACUUCAACUACUUUACCGGCUACGACCCCACCGGGGGCCACGUGCACUACGUCCCGCGCCCGCACGCGGAGCAGCUGAACCUGACGUACGCGACCGAGUCGGCGGCCGUCGUGCGCGUCGACGCCACGGUCGGGCCCGGUGACAAGCCCGAUGCCUCGACCGGCCGCUUCUCGGUCCGGCUCGAGUCCAAGCGGCAGCACGACCGGGGCCUGUUUGUCUUUGACGUGGCGCACGCGCCCCACGGCUGCGGCACCUGGCCGGCGCUGUGGAUGGCGUCCCUUCACAACUGGCCGCUCGAGGGCGAGAUCGACGUCAUGGAGGCCGCCAACAAAGGGGACGACGGCAACCUCUUCUCGCUGCACACGACAAAGGGCUGCGAGAUGAAGCGGCGCCGCGAGAUGACGGGCGUCGCUAAGCAGGCGGACUGCUACAACGGCACCAACUCCAACCAGGGCUGCAACGUCGCGGGGCCCCGUGAGUCGUACGGGCGGGCCUUCAACGCGCGCGGCGGCGGCGUGCUGGCGGUCGAGCUGCGCGACGAGGGCAUCCGCAUGUGGCAGUUUGCCCGCCCCGACGUGCCGCGCGACCUGGCCGCUGCCGCCGCGGCGCCGAACCCGGCGUCGUGGGGCACCGCCGCCGCCGACUUCCCGAGCACCGACUGCGACGUCGGCGCGCACUUCCGGAACCAGAGCAUCAUUAUCAACAUCACGCUGUGCGGGCAGCUGGCCGAGGCCGCCUGGGGGAGCUCGGGGUGCCCCGGGACAUGCGUCAAGCACGUGUCCGACAACCCAGACGCCUUCAGGGACGCGUUCUGGCAGUUCAACGGUCUGAGGGUGUACAAGGCCGCGAGGUCUUGA